CCGUCCCCUCCCCCCCUCUCUCUCUGUAAUAUUGAGAAAUAUUCCGUCCCCCCCCCUCUCUCAGUAAUAUUGAGAAAUAUUCCGUCCCCUCCCCGCCUCUCUCUCUGUAAUAUUGAGAAAUAUUCCGUCCCCUCCCCCCCUCUCUCUCAAAAUAUUCCGUCCCCUCCCCCCCUCUCUCUCUGUAAUAUUGAGAAAUAUUCCGUCCCCCCCCCCCCUCUCUCAGUAAUAUUGAGAAAUAUUCCGUCCCCUCCCCGCCUCUCUCUCUGUAAUAUUGAGAAAUAUUCCGUCCCCUCCCCCCCUCUCUCUCUGUAA
Lottia gigantea (owl limpet) is the source of this 312-nucleotide messenger RNA. RefSeq lists its product as hypothetical. The record is from RefSeq and is a predicted model, not a curated record. The transcript has 2 exons. NCBI's taxonomy places the organism in Eukaryota, Metazoa, Mollusca, Gastropoda, Lottiidae. The annotation marks the transcript as partial.